AUACUGCUACAUCGAUCAAUUUAGAUAUAAUAAGUCAAAUAUCGUUGGAACAAAUUUCGAAGUUAAAUGAAUUUAGAUUUUUUUACUUACAACCAAAUGAUAAUAAUUUUUAUCAUAUAACUUGUAAAAUGGUUUUACAAUUUCAAAAUUUGGAAAAUCUCAUUUCCUUGGAAGAUGAAUAUGAUUACGAGUUCUUUUACCAAAAUUCAAAUGCAAGUUAUCAUGUUAUAUGCAAAUUAUUAUCAAAUACUUUGAUUGUAGAUAUAUUGAAUAAAGAAUUUUAUAGUAUAGAUUUUAAUACAAAUGACCUAAAACGCAAAUAUACAUUGACGCGAGAUCAAAAAAUAGAUCUCGAGAUGAGCUUGAAGAACGCACUUCCUUCUUUACAAGAUCGAAUUUUUGAAAGCGACUCGCGCGUUGCAUUUACUUUAGAAGCCUACACAAUUUCUAAUGAUAUUAAAUUAUUUUAUCAACCACCACAUGAUGAUAAUUUUUAUCAUGUAACUUGUGAAAUGGUUUUACAACGAAUGUAUGAUGAAGAUUACGAUUACGAGUUCUUUUAUCUGGAUCCAAAUACAGAUUUUUUAGAUGAUCUAAAACGUGAAUGUAAUAUAUUAUUAACUUCACAUAAAAAAUUUAAUCUCGAAUUAAAUUUGAAGCAGGUUCUCCCUUUUUAUCUCUAUAUUCCUGAAAGACAAAUGAGAUUAAAUUCCGGCGAAAACGCAACCACUUUUCUCGAAGGAAUUAAUACGCCACAAACAUCGACAAUGUAA
Rhizophagus irregularis DAOM 181602=DAOM 197198 is the source of this 773-nucleotide messenger RNA. Lineage: Eukaryota; Fungi; Glomeromycota; Glomeromycetes; Glomerales; Glomeraceae. The record is from RefSeq and is a predicted model, not a curated record.